UUGCAUGAGAUGAUAUAUAGGUGCGGAUCUACAUGCAAGCUAUCUUGUAUGGCUAUGAUUCAACAUAUGUCUUAUAUCGUUCAUAUGGCAUCAUUGAUAUGGCUGGGUUUCGAUGACGAGAUGAUGGUGAGAUUGGGAAAGGACGAAACAUGAUAGUGGUUGAGCUGAGCUGCUAUCAAUCUAAAAAUAGUCGACUGCUAAAGAUGCAGAUUUUAUAGAAGAUAAUUAUCUCCAAACCUGUGCCCCCUUACCGGAGUGUUUCCUUUGCUCUUUAAUAACAGAGUCCAUUCUUCUGUCGUCGGAUAUUGCAAUUUUAUGCUCCGGGUCGUCACAUUCCAACGCAAUAACGACUUGACUCGUGGCUUUAAUUUCAAUCCAAUGUAAUGGUCUGCAGUGUUACCAGACUCUGUGAUGCUAAAGCCGUAUAUUUUUUAAUGUUAACGUCUGAAAAUCAUGCGAUCGUAGCUGCGUUCUUCAAUAUCCCCCAAAAUGUCAACAUCAACAGGUUCCGCCGAUUCAUCAGCCCUCGAGUCCGAGCCUCUUCUCUCAUCCCGCUCAACCUCCAACAACUCCCUCUCCUCUCCGCAAUCCAAGCCCUCUCGUCAAAUAGAAGACGACACCAUCCCCGAAACCAGCACUUUAGGUCGUAACCUGUCGUGGUCAAGCGCCUACAUACUCGUCAUAUCCCGAGUAAUUGGUUCCGGGAUUUUUGCAACCCCCGGACCGAUUCUAAAAACAACGGGUAGCAUCGGUCUUGCCUUGCUUUUAUGGGUUGCUGGUUCGAUACUUGCUUGGCUCGGUCUUCAAAUUUCUCUAGAAUAUGGUUGCAUGCUUCCUAGAUCUGGAGGCGAAAAAGUAUACCUUGAGUUCACCUAUCCAAAACCUCGAUUUCUUGCCAGUACGCUUGUAGCUGUACAAGCAGUACUGCUAGGUUUUACAGCAAGCAAUUGUAUCGUUUUUGGCGAAUAUGUGCUCUUUGCUCUUGGAAUUGAGGGUACGGAAUUAGGGCAAAAAGCCAUCGCGUUGGGACUCUUGACUUGGAUAACAAUCAUUCAUGGUUGUUUUCUCAAAACUGGAAUAUGGAUUCAAAAUUUCUUAGGAUGGAUUAAAGUAGGUCUAAUCCUCUUCAUGGCCCUAACCGGAAUAUUUGUCGUGAUAUUUGGGGUAAAGCUUCCGGGAACAGGAGCUCCGAUCCCAACAUUGUCCAGAGAAGGAUUUUCCUGGGAUCGACUUUGGACGGGUUCAAAUUGGCAUUGGGGAACUUUGACAACUGCUGUUUUCAAAGUUUCGUAUUCCUAUGCAGGACUGUCUAAUUUGAACAAUGUCCUUAACGAGGUUAAGGAUCCGGUUAGAACAUUGAGAACUGUUGCGCCAGCUGCCUUGUUUACAGCCUGUUCGUUGUAUCUAUUAGCUAAUUUUGCGUAUCUAUCUGUGGUUCCGCUGGAGGAAGUGAAAGAAAGUGGACAACUUAUUGCUGCAUUGUUUUUCGAGAGGAUUUUUGGCGACGUGGGAGGAAGGAUUUUAUUGCCAUUGGCUGUGGCGGUUAGUGCGGCGGGAAAUGUUAUGGUCGUAACUUUUACACUCGCCCGCGUAAACCAAGAAAUAGCUCGUCAAGGUUUUCUCCCCUAUUCUAAACACCUCUCCUCCUCGGCUCCAUUCGGCGCACCCUUUGGCGGUUUAAUAGUCCACUAUAUCCCCUCCUUCCUUGUGAUUGCUAUACCUCCUCGAGGCGACGUCUACAACUUCAUCCUAGACGUUGAAGGUUAUCCGGGUCAAUUCGCAGCAUUAGCUCUCUCUUUAGGACUAAUCCGUCUUCGCUACAGUCGACCAGACCUGAAAAGGCCUUUCAAAGCAUGGCUGCCGGCUGUUUGGAUUAGGAUAGCCAUUUGUUUGGCGUUGAUCGCAGGCCCCUUUUUUAAACCGACGAAGGGAAACGCGGAUGUGGGGUUUUGGUAUGCGACUUACGCUGUUGUUGGGGUGGGGAUCAUUCUUUUUGGGGUUGGUUGGUGGGCGGUAGUGUUUUGGGGAUUGCCACGGUGGAGUGGGUAUAAAGUUGAAGAAGAAGUGGAGAUUUUGGAAGACGGAACGAGUGUUACAAGGUUGGUUAGGGUAAAGGGCGAAGAGUGAAAACUGAUGUAAUAGCAUUGCGAUGGUUCACUUAUUUGUUUUGGAUGGGAAUUUUGAUGUUUGAUGUAGAUAUGGCACCACCCUAGCCAACCUGGUUUAUUUUUUGCUGGAAUAAAGCUCGCGAUAUUUCAUUGCGGUGUGAAUUUAUGAUGAGAAAAUCGGAGCUCUCAUUGGACAGCCGGGCAGCUAAAAGUGCCUCUAAAGUUAAAGAUCCUGGGCCUCGUGGGUAGCUA
Messenger RNA from Botrytis cinerea B05.10, 2360 nucleotides. It is a transcript of the gene Bcmup3, whose product is annotated as Bcmup3. Bases 490 to 2127 code for a protein of 545 amino acids. The record is from RefSeq and is a predicted model, not a curated record. Gene Ontology annotation, molecular function: L-amino acid transmembrane transporter activity. The transcript has 2 exons. Lineage: Eukaryota; Fungi; Ascomycota; Leotiomycetes; Helotiales; Sclerotiniaceae. Gene Ontology annotation, cellular component: membrane. Gene Ontology annotation, biological process: amino acid transmembrane transport.